AUGGACAGCGAACAGUUCAGAGCCGCUGCGCAAGCAACGGUAGAUGACAUUAUCAACUAUUUUGACAGUGUCCCCGACCGGCGCGUCUGCCCCACCGUCGACCCAGGCUACCUCCGUCCCCUAAUUCCCGAGCAACCCCCCGCAGAACCGGAAGAAUGGUCGCAAAUCCAAGCCGACGUCGACACCAAGAUCAAACCGGGUCUGACGCACUGGCAACACCCUAACUUCAUGGCCUUUUACCCCGCGACGGUGACCUACCCCAGUAUCCUGGGUGAGAUGUACUCGGCCGCGUUCAACGCCCCCGCAUUCAACUGGCUGUGCUCCCCGGCCUGCACCGAGCUGGAAACAAUCGUCCUGGACUGGGUGGCACAAGCAUUGAACCUUCCCAAGUGCUUUAUGAGCUCUUCGGAGAACCAUGGUGGCGGUGUGCUCCAGGUUAGUGCCAGUGAUACUAUCGCCACCGUGAUGGUGGCUGCUCGGGAACGGCGGGUCCGCGACCUGGCAUUAGCCGAAGGCUUGAAGGAGGGAACGCUUGAUAGCACUGCAAAGGGUGCAUUGAUUGCAGGCACGCGGUAUCGGAGUGCCACUCCCAAGCUGGAGAAUAACAUGGAGCUUACCGGAGAGGAUGUGCGGGCUGUUCUUGAGCAAUGCGACAAGGACAACCUGACACCAUACUAUAUCACCCUGAGUAUGGGAACGACGAGCACGUGUGCUGUGGAUCGCAUCUCUGAGAUCACAGCCGUGCUCCGGGAGAAGCCUUCUUGGCAGCGGAUCUGGGUGCACAUCGAUGCGGCAUAUGCUGGUUCGGCCCUGGUCACGGACGAGUUCCAGUAUCUCGCCAAGGAGCUUGCCGAAGGUGUCGACAGUUUCAAUUUCAACAUGCAUAAGUGGUUGCUGGUCAACUUUGAUGCAAGCUGUCUCUUUAUUCGCAACCGAUUCGAUCUCACCGAUGCCUUGGACAUCACCCCCGCGUACCUGCGCAACCCCUACUCCGAAUCUGGCCAGGUGAUUGACUACCGCAACUGGAGCAUUUCUCUCGGCCGCCGAUUCCGCGCGUUGAAGAUCUGGUUCGUCAUGCGUAGCUACGGCCUCAAUGGACUCAAAGCACACGUCCGAAAAACCAUCCGAGUAGGGGAGGAGUUUACAAGCCUGGUGCGCAGCCGGUCCGAUAUUUUUGAAAUUAUCACCACUCCCGCAUUCGGCUUGACUGUUUUCCGCAUCAAGGACACCAGAACACAAGCCAACGGGUCCGCAGUCAACGGAACUACGGUUGCAAAGCCGAAUGAAAAGCAUGACGCCCUCACGAAGGAAGUAUACGAGCUUAUCAACGCGCGCGGCGAGAUCUUCAUCACCUCUACUGUUGUCUCGGGUAUUUAUGCGAUUCGCGUGAUCUGCGCCAACGAAGCAGCGGAAGAGAAGUACCUCCGGCGGGCAUUUGAGAUUCUCGUUGAGACUACGGAUGAGGUGCUGGGUCGGUCGAAUUGA
Messenger RNA from Aspergillus bombycis, 1485 nucleotides. Its product is annotated as putative aromatic-L-amino-acid decarboxylase. Gene Ontology annotation, biological process: amino acid metabolic process. The transcript has 4 exons. Gene Ontology annotation, molecular function: carboxy-lyase activity; pyridoxal phosphate binding. NCBI's taxonomy places the organism in Eukaryota, Fungi, Ascomycota, Eurotiomycetes, Eurotiales, Aspergillaceae. The coding region runs from base 1 to 1485 and encodes 494 amino acids. The record is from RefSeq and is a predicted model, not a curated record.